UCAGCAUCUCUGCCUUCUCUCUCAGAAGAAUUUGCUAUUUAUAGCUCUGCUUUGCUCCGUUAGAACAUAAUCAAAACCAUCCUCCCUCCACAUGAGAACUCAUCCAGCGGCAUUAACCCUCCCCGGGGAACACUUCCCAAGAUUUGCGAUUCAGCCAUCCGAAACGCCUCUGCAGCGGGAACCUCUGGCAGCGGCGGGGCGGGCGGCGCUCGGUGCAGGCUCAGGCUCAGGCUCAGGCUCAGGCUCAGGCUCAGGCUCAGGCUCAGCCCGGCACAGCCCGGGCUCUCCUCUCCUCUCCUCUCCUCCCGCUGCACAGCAGCCUGCUCAGCCCAACGCCCCCCGAGUCAUUUCCUGCCCCGCGGGGACUGCUCGGGAAGGUCCUGCGGAGCAGGAGCGGAGCGCUCCGGCAGCCGACACCCAACGGAGGACGAUGAACUUCUGCAUCGCGGUGCUCCUGGUCCUUCACUCCUUGCCGGGGAAGGUGGAGCUCGAAGAUGACUUGGAGGACAUUGGACAGGAUUUAUACGACUACAUGGCUCAUUUAAGCAAUUACUAUUAUUCCACAGAAGAUUAUUACUAUGACAACAUCACGGCAACCCCUGCCACAUACGUGUACGAGUUGGAUUCAUAUGAGACAAGCACCUUUGGAGAUGUGGAUUGGGAGAAGCUGUUUUCAGAACAGAAUGUCACCACCAAGGUUUCUGGAUUACCAAACACAAAUGCUCCAGGGGAUUCCAGGGGUACUAAGGACACUCAGGAUUCCCAGCAGUCAUUUGGAUCGUCCCUGCAGGGCCACCUCACCCUCAUCAUCCUCCUCAGCUUCCUGGGUCUCCUGCUAUGACCCUCAGACUCCUCCUCCAAAGGUACUCUGGGAUUUCAACACUCACUCAAAGUGUGUCCUUUAACCCAGGGAAAUCCAAUUCUUUCUGAAGCAGCAACUUUCCAAAACAAUGGAAAGAUAACAAACCCUUCCAGGCAUCCAGCUGUGAUGCCAGGGAACUCACGAGCAGCUCUGAUCAACACUGAUGGCUGGGAGAGGCUUUCCAGCUGGCAUUUGGUGGGUGCAACCAGGCACCUCCCGCUGCUCAUCCACCCAAAUACCCUGUUCCGUAAAACCCUGGAAUGGUUUGGGUUGGGAUGAACCUCACAGACCAGCUGGUUUCACCCUCCUGCCCAGGUUCCUCCAAAGCUCCAUCCCACCUGACCAACCUUUUCCCACAGCUGGAGCUCUCCAACAUCCCAGGAAUACCGACCCCCGUCCUGCCACACUCUGGAACCUGCUCACCUUUUUCCCUUGUUCCAGCCACAGUGGCUGGGAUGGUGACCAGGACACUGUCACGUUGACAAUGACACGCUCUCCAUGAGGUGUUGUCUCUGCUCUGGAACUGCUGAGACUUUGUGUCUGAAGGUUUUGGUGGAGGGAUGGUGCUGCCCCGCAGCGUCAGCACGGAGAGCUCUGCAGCACUUCAGUUCCUUCCUGUUUCCUUGGAUUCCGCUGUAAAUAAAAACCUCUGCCAAUAAAAUCCCCAGCACACGUCUCUCGUGGUAAAUAAUAUGUAACCACCAACAGAACUGGAGUAACAAACAUAAACAACGCGUGCAGUGCUUGUCCCAUCAGAAGGAUCUUCUCGAGCCUCUGCACCUAGCCUGGAGCUUCCAACUUUGUUUCUUCCAGAACUGCUCUUCACACUGUGUAUUUUACAGAAACACCCACAAUAUCUGGGUGUGAUGAGAAGCUGGACCAGAAAACCUUCCCCAACCCCUACAGAAAGAGCAAACUGUUGCAGAAAUAAGUGGUUUUAGCCAAGAAAUCAGAGUCAAAUUCCUUUUUGGGGGAAAAAAGUGCAAUCCCACACUCAGUGCCUAUGUUGCUUUUCCUUGGGAGAGUUAACAGGAAGGAGGGAUGGAAAUCUGGUGUAUCCAGGUAACCCUACAGGACAAAAGAGACUGAGUCUAGCCAAGGGAUGUUGAGUCAGGCCAAUAGGAGAUUUAUGGUGUUCACAGUCCCCAGAGCCCUCAGCUCCCUCAGACACUUCCCAAACACCAGGAGCAGGUACGACCCAUCCCGCCCAUGGAGCAGCAGGGCCCACCCCGCCCUGUGCCACCAUUCCCAGGUUAUCCAGACCUCCAGCCUUGGAAAGAAGACUUUUGAUUCAUACCAAAGCUAAAAGGCUUGAAACAGGUUCAGAAGUGUCCAGAGGAGUGAGACCGGAUGCGCUGCCUGGCAGUGCCACCUCCUGGCUCUGUGCUGCCAUAAAGCUAGACUGAAAAAAGCCAAGAACGCCCCAGAAAACUAUUCAGGAUCACACAGCAGUGAGAUUUCCAACCCUGGAGUGGAGUAAAAAGCAAAUAAAGGAAAAUUAAAGAUGUG
This is a messenger RNA of Oenanthe melanoleuca, 2371 nucleotides long. RefSeq lists its product as uncharacterized. Lineage: Eukaryota; Metazoa; Chordata; Aves; Passeriformes; Muscicapidae. Bases 92 to 841 code for a protein of 249 amino acids. The transcript has 5 exons. The record is from RefSeq and is a predicted model, not a curated record.